This is a messenger RNA of Mesorhabditis spiculigera, 930 nucleotides long. Lineage: Eukaryota; Metazoa; Nematoda; Chromadorea; Rhabditida; Rhabditidae. The record is from the annotation of a GenBank genome assembly.
AUGGAGAAGGUGGCUGUUCCGCCAAAUCAGCAGUACAUCAAUGAGUUCCAGGGGGUGUUACAAGCAGCCCUUCGGACCGUCACGGGGUCCAGCGGCGUGACGGUCGAUGCCAAAAACGGCAGCGACAUUUUCGACGAGUGGAAGGAGGAGAUUGCCGAAAUUUUUGGCUGGGACCAUGAGAAGCCCGUCGAGCGGUUCACCAGGGCUGCAAGCUCAGACGGCUAUGUGAAGGGGCAAGAGCCUGGAGAGAAGCCGAAAUGGACCGCCGAUGAACUGGAGGCAGAGCGCAAGCAGUUCGCUCUGCUGGAGGCGAGCUCCGAAGUCAACCGUCCUCCGUUACUUCGCCCCCUCGAGCCGCUCAUCUACAACCACACCGACCCGGGCGCCACGGUCAUCUACGGCUUUUUCAAGAUCACGCCCUCGCUGCACCUGAAAGACGGCGACAUCAAGAAGCCCGCCUACAACGCCGAGAUUUCGUACAAAAUUGUGUACACGAUGUGUACGACUGGGCACUGCAGCUACACGCGCUACAUGCAAAUGUGGGAGGCCGUCGCGCAGAACCAUCUGAGGGCCCUGAUGCUGGGCAACUACAUCCCGGGCAGCUGGAACCACUACUGGGUGCCGAACGGGAUGGCCAUGCAUAUGCUCUACGUCACGCUCGCCAACAAGCACCAGCCCUUUGCGCAUUUGAAACUGCGCUUCUCGAACGUGAUGUGCGCCGCGUUCACCGCCGGCGCCACAGCUAGAAUCGGGCUGGCCAGUCGGGACCUGGAAUCGUUGACCAUCGACGAGCUGGAGGAGAUGACCACCGCCCGGGGCACCGUCUAUCGGGCUACGGCCGUGUUCGACACGCUGAUGCUCGGAUUCCGCAGCGCAUACGGCAAGCAGACGUGGAUGAAGGCGAGGAUAUAUAUCGCGUUAUCGGGGUUU